CACAAGGUUCAUAUCACAUUUAGAAAUUCCUCAUCAUGAAACAGGUUUAAAUAUUGUCAUCGAUACACCUAACAUGUGUUGUAAUACUUUUAAAAUGCCCCACUCAAUACUUCUUGUCAAAUAUAUACUUCUAUGUAGCAUCACUUUAGUGUAUACUAUUCCGAUGCUUACAUUGGUUAAUAACAAUCACACUGGUAUAAAAUAUCCAAUAAUUUUAAUUCCUGGUUUGGGUGGUAGUCAAGCUUAUUGCAAACCUAAGGAUGUGGGCAGUUCUUUUGCUCCAUUUAAUCUCUGGAUCAACUUUUUUCACAUGUUAUUACCUAACAAAGUAUUCGAUUACUUCAGAUUACAACAUGAUCCAUACACCUAUGAGUCACAUGAUUCAAAUGAAUGUGAUGUAACAUUUCCCGGAUGGGGUGAUACAUGGUCUGUGGAAUAUCUAUCACAACAUAUAUCUUUUGAGUACUUCGGUUCACUUGUGUCAGAACUGAUGAAAGACAAAUUUUAUGUGAGAAACUUCACAAUGCGUGGAGCUCCAUAUGACUUUAGAAAAUCACCAGAUGAUAACAAACAAUUUGUAAUGAAAUUCAAACAUUUAGUAGAAGAAACUUAUACAAAUGGAUUGGAUCGACCAGUGGUUCUAUUAGGCCACAGUUUGGGUAGUCUGUACACAUUAUACUUUCUCAAAAAUCAAACUAAACAUUGGAAACAAAAGUAUAUUAAAUCAUUCCUAUCUGUAUCAGCACCACUUGGUGGAACAGUUAAUGCACUUAUGUCCGUAACUAGUGGUGAGAAUUUAGGCGUAUUUAUUCAAAAUCCAUUGCUAUAUCGAGAUGUGAUCCGUACAAUGACAUCAGUAAUUGCUGUACUACCAAAUCCUAAACUAUGGUCUAAAGAUGAGAUUUUAAUUGUUACACCGUUUAAAAAUUACACAGUUCACGAUUAUCCAGAAUACUUCAGUGAUUCCAAUUAUCUUACAGGUUAUAAACUAUUCACACGUUAUCUAUCUGCAUUUGACCCACUCGAAGCUCCCGAACAUGUACCUGAAGUCUACUGUAUCUAUGGUUCUGGACUAUUAUCAGUAGAACAAGUCAUUUACAAAUCACCUAGUCUCUUCAUUUCAGCAUUUCCAAAUCAAUCACCCAGAAUUAUAUAUGGAGAUGGCGAUGGUACAGUGAAUCUACGCAGUUUAAAAGUUUGUACAAAAUGGCCCACAGCUAAAGUAGUUGAAUUCAUUACUUCUGAACAUAGACCAAUUUUGAGUGAAAGGCGAUUUAUUGAUUUUGUGAAACAACAUAUGAAUAUCUAACCUUAAUAGUAUUAUAACUAUCAUUAUUAUUUCUACUGUUUAUACUAAUAUGUUUAUUAUUAACAGUAAAUCCUAUAUGACCAACUAUUUUCAUUGUUUUAUUCAAACAUAUUGAUUUUCAUAUCUUGAACAAGUACAAACAACAGUUGUGAGUUGGUGGAGAAGAUUUGUAGCUCUCUGAGCUCAGCUCAGAGAACAAAACUCCGUCAAAAACAGUUGUGAGUACAUAGUGAAGUGGAAAAUAAUCAAAGUGUUUCUUAUUUUCGUUUUUUUCUUACAACUAACAACAACAAUACUGUUAUUACUGAAUUGGAGGAAAACUAUUUAAAAGUGUAUAACAUAAAUAAACUGUACGUGUGAAACAUUAACGACUGUCCACUAAUAACUUUAAACAUAAAUAGACAUAUGAAAUUCACUUAAUAACGUAAU
Schistosoma guineensis is the source of this 1738-nucleotide messenger RNA. Lineage: Eukaryota; Metazoa; Platyhelminthes; Trematoda; Strigeidida; Schistosomatidae. The record is from the annotation of a GenBank genome assembly.